This is a messenger RNA of Labrus mixtus (cuckoo wrasse), 3442 nucleotides long. It is a transcript of the gene insig1, whose product is annotated as insulin induced gene 1. The record is from RefSeq and is a predicted model, not a curated record. The transcript has 7 exons. Bases 284 to 1039 code for a protein of 251 amino acids. Gene Ontology annotation, biological process: SREBP-SCAP complex retention in endoplasmic reticulum; SREBP signaling pathway; cholesterol biosynthetic process. Lineage: Eukaryota; Metazoa; Chordata; Actinopteri; Labriformes; Labridae. Gene Ontology annotation, cellular component: SREBP-SCAP-Insig complex; endoplasmic reticulum.
CUCUCCUCCUGCUCGACUUCAGGCAGCAGCGCGUCUGUUCCGGACGAAAGGGGGCGGUGGGGUGGCUGCCACGUCAUAUCAGCCGCCGCGCUCUGAUUGGCUGCCGAUUCUCACCCGACACAGCUGUGAUUGUUUUCUGCAGAGGAAGCUGCUUCCCCCCCCUGGGAAACAAGGAAGAGGAAUUCUGGGUACAUUAUUUGUCGUGGCGCGGAUAACCAGGAGUGGAGGUUUCUAUUUUGACCAGACACUGAACGCGUCUGGAGAUCAAGCCCAGAAGUGCCAAAUGCCCAGACUGGAGGACCACUGCUGGAGCUGCUCCUGUGCGUCAAGGGUCGAGACUAAGCACUCAUCUGGAGCGAACUGGUUGGCAUCUAAAGCCGAAGAAAUGAUGUCCAUCAUCACCUCGGUGCUCAGCAAUGCGUACGGCUCUCUGCACGACGUCCGGACGGCCAACCUCAUCCGCAGGGGUCUGGUCCUGUUCACCGUGGGAGCGUUUCUCGCCCUGGUGCUCAACCUGCUGCAGAUCCAAAGAAACGUCACCCUGUUCCCGGAGGAGGUGAUGACAACUUUGUUCUCGUCUGCCUGGUGGAUCCCCCCGUGUUGUGGCACAGGAGCCGCUGUGGUCGGCCUGCUGUAUCCGUGCCUCGACAGCCACCUGGGAGAGCCGCACAAGUUCAAGAGGGAGUGGGCGAGCGUCAUGAGGUGCAUCGCCGUGUUCGUCGGCAUCAACCACGCCAGUGUUAAACUCGACUUCGACAACAACGUGCAGCUGUCCCUCACGCUGGCCGCCUUGUCCCUGGGCCUGUGGUGGACGUUCGACCGGUCCAGGAGCGGCUUCGGCUUGGGGAUCACCACCGCCUUCUUAGCGACCGUGAUCACACAGCUGCUGGUCUACAACGGAGUCUACCAGUACACGUCUCCAGACUUCCUGUACGUCCGCUCGUGGCUCCCGUGCAUAUUCUUCUCAGGAGGCGUCACCGUGGGGAACAUCGGACGACAGCUCGCCAUGGGCGGAGUUGAGAAACCUCACAUGGACUGAACAUGUAUCAGGACAGAUCAUGUAAAAAAAAAAAAGGACAAGUUAUGUGAAGAAGGAGAAGAGUGACAGGAGAAAAAAAGACUCAUUGUUUGGACUUCAUCCUUUGUUCUCAUGAGAAAGUGCGGCUCUGAAGAAGCCCCCUCAUCUAACGUGCCAUGUCCUCGUCUGCACCUCCUCGUGGCCAAACGACCUCCUGUUCUCCUCCAAUAGCAUUAAGGCUUCCUUCAUCCCUAGAAACUGGAGGACAGUGUUCUUGCCUUCUUUGGUUUCUUUUGAAGUGAACUGUUUUGAUUCAUGCUGGAAGUUUGCAUCUUUGAUGGGAAGGCUGCGAGCGUGAUGAAGUGUGAAUGUAUCCCCGAUCGAUGGUCGAAACGACGAGAGGAAGGUGCUUUAAAUUUCUUUCAUGUUUUUGCCCAAAUGUGAUCAUAAAAAGGGAAAAUAAUAAUGCACAAAACUGUCUUUGCUUUUCACAUAGAGAUGUAUUCAGUGGCCUCGGCUGCGUCGCUGAAGCGCAGGGAAGAUGUUUGUUCCUCUUCGUACCAAAUUUAGUAUUUAUUUAGUAACGUUUAUACGAACCCCCGAAACCAAAUGUAUCACGUGAUGGACGAUGAAUGACGCUUCCUUUUGGUGAAGAAGUAGAGAUUAGGCUGAGAGAGGAGAAGAUUCUGUAUGGUAAUUAUGUAGCGGGUUAGCUUAGCAUAAAGGCUGGAAACAGGAGACGGGUGUGGAAGGUAUCACAAUCCACCUGCUGGCCUCUUUAACGGCGGCUAAUUAAUCCAUUACAGCGCGUCUGUUUGAUUCAAACUGGAGAAGGAGAGCUAGCGGCUAGCAGUAUUGAGUGCUACGUUGAAGUGCUCCUUCGUUGACAGCUGUAUCGUAAAUGUGCGAGCGACAGCUAGCUUUAAUAACAGCGAGAAAUGCUAAGAAGUCGGCUCACUCAACAUGCACCUUGAUCGCUCAAUUCAGACUGUAAAUGCUAACCCGACUAGUGCUGGCUGCAUGUUUACCAUACAGACAUGAGUGGUGCUGCAGAGGAAUGUAAAGAAGAUCUGCAGGAAAUGUGUACAAGAGUGCCAAACCAAGUUGAACUGGAUUACCGUAAAACUUCUAAUAACAGCUCCGGCUUUUAUUGCCUUCAGUCCAGGAAAAGGAGCCCGCCUUCCUUUGGGACAGGCGUCGAUACGAUGCGGGCUUUUAGUUAUUUUUAAACACGACUCGUGCACAGCAAAGAUGGGAAAGAAUAUUAACCUGUGCACAGAUUCAGUUAAAAAUCUCUGAGUUGAUGUUGAUUAAUUUAGACGGUACAGCGACCUGCUACCGGGUACAGAUACCAGCGUCAUUCUGUCUUUGUUGGACGGAUGUUUUUGUGUUUUUCUGAAUUUUCUCCUUAUUUUUAAUCAGCACAGAGGCGUCUUAUCAAGAGCUGCCUUUUGUUGUCUUCAACAAUCAGCUGCACAUGGCUGCUAAAAGGGGCGGGGCCUUUAAAUUGAGAUGAGCUUUUAUUUGAAGUUUUACGGUAAUAUUCCCGUUUAUUUUCCUGAAUAAGAAUGAGUUGUAUUUACCUGUGAGUGGUGUCGUGUUCACAGCUUUUCUGUUUUGAGGAACUAGUGCAGUAGGUACAUUGUUUUGGUCUGAUCUGGAAGGUUCACAGUGACAGAUGAGAGUAUUGUUUAGCAGGAAAGGGGAGACGUACCACCUCAAAGCAUUAGCCCGGGUGCCAGCGGUGUGCAUACUUGGUAUUAUUUUCCUGUCAGGGCCGACGGACGUCACCGCAGUGGAUGGUUUUUUCUGAUUGUAAGAGGAGAAUACCGUCUUCAAACACUCUUCCCCCUUUGUGACCAGCUGUUUUAAAGUCUUGUUUCUCCAAUCAAGACAAAUGUUUGACUGUGUGAGGUACACAUCGCUCAUUUCAGACAUUACUUUGUGACGCUUAGAGGAGGGGACGAGGACAUUAUUAAGAUUUGCAAUCUGUGAUUGCCUUUGUAUUUUAGAAUGUAGUGCUUUUGUCACUAUAACAGUUGAGUUGGAUGGUUUGUACGGACAUCGUGAAAUGACUGCUUGUAUGUAUAAUGCUUUGCCUUUGUAAUCACACAGGUGUUAUUAUUAUUACCAUCCUAGACUUACAGUAUGUUAGCGUUUCGGGGGUCUAGAGGAUUAAGUGCAAUCAGAGUAUACACGAGCCGAUUCUUCUUCUUUAUUUAUUAUUUCUGACAAAAAGGCUAAAACAACUACAUGGCCUGUCUGUGUGAGUUUGUGCAGUGUGGAUACGCGAGAGAGAAAAAAGCAAUAACAUCUUCGAUUUCUGUGAAUAAGAGAUUAAUUGCCUUCAGAGUCAACGGCGGCUCUCAGCAGAGAGACGUCAUAAAAAAAUAAACUGUGUCAAAGUGUUUAUAUAUAAAAAAA